CUGUGCGGAGUUUCUGGCGCAUGCGCAGAGAGGUCGCUACAAGAUUUGUUGGGAAAAGAGUGGUGCGAUGUUUCCGAAAAAUCCAAAGAAUCCUCGUUACGAAUUGACUCCAGCAGCAUGAAAACUAACAAGAACGGUGCUUCGAUAGUGGCCUAGCACCGUGCCGCAGGUCCCGAGCCGGCGAAGGUGCCCGUCGACGAGGUGAACCGCCGCGAAGAGUACGAUAUUGUCAGAGUCGCCCAGUAUCCUUCCAAGAUGGCGGCGUAUUUUCGUUGAAAAAAAUUGACAGGGUAUCCCCCCACCGUCACCAGUUCGUUCUCUCCGAGCGGGCUCCUGCCGAUUCCUGCCUCUCGAAAUGGAGCUUCGAGUCGGCAACAAGUACCGGCUCGGACGGAAAAUUGGCAGCGGAUCCUUCGGGGAUAUUUAUUUGGGGACAAACAUAACCACGGGGGAAGAGGUGGCCAUCAAGCUCGAGUGCAUCAAGACGAAGCACCCACAACUGCACAUCGAGUCCAAGUUCUACAAGAUGAUGCAGGGAGGUGUCGGCAUCCCCCUCAUUAAGUGGUGCGGCUCUGAGGGCGACUAUAACGUCAUGGUGAUGGAGCUGCUCGGCCCCUCGCUCGAGGACCUGUUCAACUUCUGCAACCGCAAGUUCUCGCUCAAGACGGUGCUGCUGCUGGCAGACCAGCUUGUGUCGCGUGUCGAGUACAUUCACUCGAAGAACUUCAUCCAUCGCGACAUCAAGCCAGACAACUUCCUCAUGGGCCUGGGCAAGAAGGGCAACCUGGUGUACAUCAUUGACUUUGGGCUGGCCAAGAAGUACCGGGACUCGCGGACGCACAACCACAUCCCCUACCGGGAGAACAAGAACCUGACGGGCACAGCACGCUAUGCCUCGAUCAACACGCACCUGGGCAUUGAGCAGAGUCGCCGGGACGACCUGGAGAGCCUCGGCUACGUGCUGAUGUACUUCAACCGGGGCAGCCUGCCCUGGCAGGGACUGCGGGCGGCCACCAAGCGGCAGAAGUAUGAACGCAUCAGCGAGAAGAAGAUGUCGACGCCCAUUGAGGAACUCUGUCGCAGCUUCCCCUCGGAGUUUGCCACCUACCUGAACUACUGCCGGUCGUUGCGCUUUGACGAGAAGCCCGACUACUCGUACCUGCGGCAGCUCCUACGCAACCUCUUCCAUAGGCAGGGCUUCACCUACGACUACGUGUUUGACUGGAACAUGCUCAAGUUUGGCGGCAAUCGGAGCCAGGCUGGCGGUGCCGAGGCAGGGGCCACGGGAGUGGUCGGGGCCGAGGGGGGGCCAGAGGUGGGUCACCGAGCCCAGGGGGGCACCCAGCAGGCGCACCACGCGUCGACGGCGGCCUCGCGGGGCCUUCCCCCAACGACGGCGUCGGGCUCGCAGCGGCCCCCGUACCGAGGGACCUUCCUGAGCGGCAUGAACGGCGAGCAGCACGCCAUGCCCGCAUCUCCCCCCUACCCCCCCUGGAGGAAGGGCGCCGACCAUCACAACGCCGCUUCCGGAGCGCUCACAAAGAGCGGUGUAGCAAAAGCGUCGGACAGGUAGAGCAACGGCGGCAUCGCAAGCACUGAUGGGUCCCUGCCACUAUUGUUUGUUUUUUUUUCUCUCUCGCUCCUACUUCUGCCCUCUGCAGUAGGGUUGAAGGUGGGGGGCCCAGAGGGGGUUGCUGCUGUUGCCGAGCUGCUCCCCCGAGCGGGACCGUUAACCAUUUGACACCUCAAGUAGGAGCUUGAGGAGGCUUUGUUGUCCAGUCAAGAAGACUCGGAAAGAAGAGAGGAGGGGGUCACACGAGAUGGUCUGGCUUGCCAUCUCUCUGUCCGAUCCAUCACGCAUCACUCUGCAAGGGAACAAGAAGUUGUGGCGGCUUCGGUGACAGGACUGCGUGCUCUUCCCUCCUUUCUGGGUCAAGCUGCUGCAUGUCCCACAUCGUGGUGUGCCGGCUACAGCACUGUCUGCUUUCGUGUGGAGUUGCGGCGGCGACUCUGCAGACGACGGGACUGCAACGUUUAGGGGGAGUUUUGUGUUGGGCGAGCUCUCCGCAGCCUUCCCUCUCUACGUUUCUACGUGGCAGAUCGUGUUUCCCCUCUGCGCAUGUGUGUGUGUGUGUGUUCCCCCUCCCUACUUUCGCUCCUUGGCAGGGACAGCUGAAAGAAAAAGGAGAAAAAAAAAAACCUUGCAAAUUGUGGCCCUUUCGCCGUGCUGUUGGGCACGUAAUCGUUCAACAUUAAAAGGAAAGAAGCAGCGUACCUCUAAGCAAGCGCAAAAUAGCUGGCCAGUUGCUGUUCUUUUUUCUUUGUGUUGCAAUUCUUGUGUGUCCGUGUGCCGAUUUGGCAUGAGCGGAUCUUGAAUGUGGAGAGGUGCGCUUCGGCUUCACUCCCCAAGAUGUGUUCUUUCCGAACUAUUUUUUUUUUUCCCCACCUGCUUUAGCGACUCCCGUAAGGGAAACCGAGUGACCCUGCUCCGUUGGAGUUGAUGAACGCUACCGUAUAUCUACUUCAACGAGCACGCUUUUCGUGCAGUGUUGUUAGUGCCUCCACCUUGCUCGUCCCAUCCCAUUCCCUCCGAAUCCCUACACCCUCUCCCUCUGCACUUUGUUCAGUUUUAUUUUCUAUGCAGGCUCAACGGAUAGCCUGCUGUUUUUUUGUCUGGGUUGGCAUCAGUCACUUACGUAGAGCCAUCCCGACGUCAUUGCAUAGAAACGAAAUCUCAAGAAGUCUUCUUGGCCAGUGCUUUAGCAGGCUUUGUGCAGGCUUCGUCAAGAAAGAAUCGUUGUUCUGGGUGGGGGCGUACGGCAACUCAGGGGAAUAGGAAGAGACGUUUGCUGCUACCUAGCUCUCAUCACCGGUGGGGAGCCAUCUGUAAAUUAUGUCAUGUGCAUAUAUAACGUAGGUGCGAGAGCUCUGUGCACAAAAUGAGCACCAAAGUGAAGGAAGUGUUCACAGCUAAAUGGGGAGGGUGGAAGGGUUGCAGAGGGCAGGGUGUUGUUUAAGAAGCCGUGCAUUGUUGGGUGAUGUAGAGCCCACCUCCUUCGUUUCGUUUGUCUCAUGUAUGUGUGCAGUUCUUUAUUUUAGUUUCUGUACGUGCAUAGAAAGCUGCAUUGUGUUCUUGUCUCUGUGAUGACAGCGGAGAUCCCCCGCCUCCCCCUUGCGCCCCCCCUCUUCCCUCCCCCCUCGUACAAAGUGCAACUUGUUGGAAGCUUAGGAAUUGCACAGGCUGCCAAGAUCUCCAUCUGGCUAGUAACCGUGCCCGAUACACUUGUAAUACACUUGUAUAUUUCUUUUCUUCUUGUUUGCCUGUUGAAUGUACCUCCAGCGCUUAGGUGCGACACCGGACGACAUGCUCUUGCUUUCCUCUUCACAGUGUUAGAGGGUGCAGCUUCGUGUCGCUUGUUUACAAAGUAUGGUUAAACUGCUGAUGAUAACCGCGAGGGGAGGACUGGAGUGGAAGUUUUGUCAGGAGUGAUGCUUGUAGGCCGCACAUCCCUCCUCCCCCCCACUAUUAGGUGUCCUGUUCAUCGUGCUUGAUGUUCAGGCACCCGUCGACCCCUGUUUGUCACAGUUGCUGCCGUAACUCGAGUAGUUCGGUGUUUAGGGGUCCGAACUGUUCAUCUCGAGUGUAGCACCGUCGGUGCAUGCUCCCUUUCCAACCGACACCAGCCAACUGGCCGGUCCUCCCACAAAUCCUCUCAUCCCCACCCCCACCCCACCCCCAAUACCCCUGUUGUUCAUAACAUGCGGCAUAGGCUCGGUAAAGAGCAGAAAAGAUGUCGUGCUGUGCGGCGCAGAACACGGAGACGGCAGAAAAGCUGUUUGUCAUCUCGUGGUAUGGCGGUAUGGUUGCCAGAAUGUCUUAUGGAGGAGGAGACCGCCAGGAUGUGGACUGAAUCUAGGCUUUUUCAUUAUUUUUUUGUAGGAAUGGAAAUGACUUUGUAAAGCACUAAGAAGAAACAAGGAAAAAAAGUGAUUACUCGUGGUGCGUGUGUGAGAAUGCUUGCGCGAGUGGUGGAGUGUGUGUGUUAAAAAAGAAAAUUGUGACUGGUUCAGAGUGUCUGGAUGUGUGCAUGUUUGCGGUGUUAAGCUUGUGGAAUUUGAAGUCAGGUUUCUGUUUUAACAUUUUUAUAUACAUAGUAUGCCGAUGAAAAAAAAAAGGACUCGAACGAAGAAACAAAGAAAAUGAUGCUUUGUUUGACUCUGUCUAAACUGAGUAAAUAAAUAUAUUGAAUGUAUUAAAACUUA
Dermacentor andersoni is the source of this 4263-nucleotide messenger RNA. RefSeq names its product casein kinase I-like. Gene Ontology annotation, molecular function: ATP binding; protein kinase activity. Gene Ontology annotation, biological process: protein phosphorylation. Lineage: Eukaryota; Metazoa; Arthropoda; Arachnida; Ixodida; Ixodidae. The record is from RefSeq and is a predicted model, not a curated record.